This is a messenger RNA of Microthlaspi erraticum, 1155 nucleotides long. Lineage: Eukaryota; Viridiplantae; Streptophyta; Magnoliopsida; Brassicales; Brassicaceae. The record is from the annotation of a GenBank genome assembly.
AUGGCACCGGAGACGCUUCCUUUAGAGUUGGAGGAAGAGAUACUCAUUAGGGUUCCACCUUUAUGUCUCGUUCCGUUCAGAAUCGUUUGUAAACGAUGGAACGCUCUUUUCCACAAUGAGAGAUUUGUCAAAAGUCACUUGGCUCUUCCUAGCCCUGAAUUCAUCAUAACGACGGAAUCCAAACUUUAUCACGCAAGCGUCAAUCUCGACUACGAUCCAAAGAUAAAGAGCGUCAAUCUCGACUACGAUCCAAAGAUAAAGGUGCGUGAAACAAACUUAGAUAUUCCCGGUUUAGGAUCUAGUGAACGUACCAAGUACCGUCAUUGUGAUGGCUUAUUGCUUUGUACUCGGGAUAAUGGAGUCACUAUUUGGAACCCGUGGUUGAGUCAAACUAGACGUAUCGAGUCUGAGGCUCAACUAUCCAGCUUCUUCUAUGGCUUAGGAUACGAUUGUAGAGCACCCGAGAAGAAUUACAAGAUCGUAUGUGCUGUUUAUUUGUGGCGAGGUCGGCAAAUUGCCAUCUACGAGUUUGCAACCAAUGCGUGGAAGUAUAUUGAUGCUUGUUUUGAAGAAACGUCCAUGAAAGGGAUAUUUGGUCAGCCAUACUCUAAUGUAUCACUGAAUGGAAAUUUAUAUUGGAUUGCUUAUUAUGAUAUCUACACGUGGAUAUUUCAUCCAAAGUUUCGAUUGUCUAAGGAGAUGUUCAAGAAUUUUUGCAUACUACCGUGUCAAGGACGUUAUCCAGACAAUCAUGCCCUAGCAGUUUUCAAGGGAGACCGGUUUUCGUUGUUAGAACAAUGCGAAAAAACAAGGAGGAUUCAGAUUUGGGUAACAGCGAAUAAAGUUGAAUAUAAUAAUGGAGAUGUGGUGUGGAUUAAGUUCAUGACUGUCCUAACGCUAAACUGUCCGUUGUUAUCUAACAGCUCUUCUCCUAGUUACUUCGUGGAUGGUAAUAUCUAUGGAAAGAGCUUGAUCAUUUGCUGUAUCGAUGAAUAUCUUCAGGCUUGCAUCUUUAUUGUGAGAGGUGGUCUGUCUAGAAAGAUUCAGUUAGAGUCUGUGGUUGGUAAGGUUUGUCUCUCUCUUUGUGUUUCUAGUUUAAUCCCCAUUCCUUGGGAAAGUUCAGAGCAGGAGAACAACACGAAUUUAGAUGUUUAA